AUGCAGAUCUUCAACCGCCUGCAGAUGAUACUCCUCCUCAUCUCGUCCCUGCUCUUCCUGGGACAUACCACCAAGACCUCGCCCGGCUCGACCAUACGAGACACCACCAUCAAGUUCAAGCAGAGUCUGCUUCAAGAGCAGAAGCAGAUACUCUUCGACAUUGUCAAGACCCACGACUUACUUCUCAGGGACGCCGCCAUUACCAGCUCUGUCUGCCCUGGUCUUAGAAACACGAUUGAGCGUUGUAUCGUCAGCGUUACAGAUUUCGAGACCCAGAUUGUAGAGAUCGGGAAACGCAUCGACGACGUGCAGACCGCUCAGCCUGUUCCCAACUUCGACCGCACCUUCAUCUCGGUGCUUAAGGAUACCCAAACCACUAUUGUGAACCUUGGCCACCGUUGCACGCAGCCUCUUGAAGAUGGUCUGCGUGGUUGCGUCGACCUGCUCGAAAACCUGUCAGUGAGGUGUCGGAAUCAGCAACUCACUUUGCACGCACCAAACGGCACUGCAGCUACCAACUUUCUGACACGGGCUGGGUAA
This is a messenger RNA of Saxophila tyrrhenica, 540 nucleotides long. RefSeq lists its product as uncharacterized. The record is from RefSeq and is a predicted model, not a curated record. NCBI's taxonomy places the organism in Eukaryota, Fungi, Ascomycota, Dothideomycetes, Mycosphaerellales, Extremaceae. Bases 1 to 540 code for a protein of 179 amino acids. The transcript has a single exon.